This is a messenger RNA of Drechmeria coniospora, 1020 nucleotides long. Its product is annotated as mitochondrial export translocase Oxa2. NCBI's taxonomy places the organism in Eukaryota, Fungi, Ascomycota, Sordariomycetes, Hypocreales, Ophiocordycipitaceae. Gene Ontology annotation, molecular function: membrane insertase activity. Bases 1 to 1020 code for a protein of 339 amino acids. Gene Ontology annotation, biological process: mitochondrial respiratory chain complex IV assembly; protein insertion into mitochondrial inner membrane from matrix. The transcript has a single exon. Gene Ontology annotation, cellular component: mitochondrial inner membrane. The record is from RefSeq and is a predicted model, not a curated record.
AUGCAGGCUCUCACGAAAAGGGCCGAGGGGCUCGUCCCUGCCGCCAGGCUCUCCCCGUCGCGCAGGUUCGCCGGACCGUGUCCACGACGCAAGCUUCACCUCGACAGCGUCGGGGCCGCCGUCGGCUGGACGGCAGAUGGCAUCAGCUCCAUGCAUGCCGCCGGGCUGCCGUGGUAUCUCUCCAUCCCCCUCGUGGCCGUGGCCGUCAACUUUUCCUUCAGGCUGCCCCUCCAGCACUUCACCCGCCGGCUCGUGAUGCGGAGAAACGAGCUCAGCCCGCUCGUGGCCGCCUGGGGCUCGCGACACGCCGCCGCCGUUGCCCGGGGAGCCGACGACGCCGCCGCCGAGCGUGUCUGGAGGCUGCGCGUCGCCGGCCUCACGGAAAAGUCGCGCAGGAGAAUCUACAAGGCCUGGCGCGUUCAGCGGUGGAAGACGCUCGCCCCCUUCCUCAGCAUCGUCCCCUUCGUCGUCGUCUCCGAGGCCAUCCGCCGGCUGUGCGGCGCGCCCAUGGGCUGGCUGAGCCAUCAGAUGGGCUUGCUGCCGGGCACGACCGCCCUCUUCCACGAGUCCCUCGCCGAGGGUGGCUGCCUCUGGUUCGUCGACCUCACCGCCAUGGACCCCUACUACGCCCUCCCGCUGCUCUGCUCGGCCCUCCUCGCCCGCACCUCGUGGGGUCGGCUGUCCAAAGAGCAGCUCCGGGCCCUCCUCUCUCCCGGCCGGGCCGGCCGUCCCGCGACGCCCGUCUCGAGGCUGCAGACGGCCGUCGGCAGGGCCCUGCUCCUCGUGCCCCUCCUCCCCGUGGCCUUUGCCGACCUCCCCAGCGCCAUCUUCCUCUACUGGGCCGCCACCUUUGGCCUCAACGACGUGAACGAAUCCAUCCUGUCGAGGCUCAUUCCCAAGCAACCCCCCAAGCUCCCGCCGCCGCAGCUCGGCGCGCCCGCCGCACCUUGGCUGCGCGGGGACGAGGCAAACCAAACGACGGCCGAGGAAACGGACGCGCGUGGGAAGAGUGUCGCCUAG